AUGGAUGAAAUUCAAAAACAAAAACCAAACGUAUACGGACGGGAUGAACUGGCGACGGUAACGGCAAGUGCAAGGACUCUGACCAUGGACACGGACACAGCGAUGGACGUGUAUACGAGCACGGAGGGCAACAACAAUCUUUUUGUUGCUCCCCGCCCCCAGAGGGCGAGAAGGGGAGGAUCCACCUCCCGUGGGAGUAGGUGUUCCUCGGUAUCGGGGAGGGGAACUCCUGCCUGCGAAAGCGGGGAUGACUCUGAUGAGUCUAUCGCAUCCGCAUCCGUCGUCUCGCUCGACAGGCCCACAACCAGGAGGGGAAGACCGCCUACCACCGGCGAAUACGUCGGCCUGGCUAAGGCCAAGGAGCGGCUGGUGGAGGCGAAGCGCAAGGAGUUGGAGCUGCGCGCUGAGGAGCGAUCUCUGGACCGCUCCCUUCCGCCCCGCCCUCCAAGCAAGAGCAGCAUCCCUCUGCCAGAGCAGGAGGAGCUGGAGAGGGAGCUCCGCUACGAGCCGAUGGCCGCGCUGGCGGCGCACUCCCUAGAACUCACGGACGACGUGGAGAGGGUCGCCUCCAUCUCGAAGGGCCUGAAGGGCACGUGCCAAAGGUCCCUUCGAGUAGCCGUCCGGCGCAUCAGGGCCAUCAACGUCGAGAUGGCCAAGAGGGGAGCGCUGGACAGCGCAGCGGACGAGGUGGCUGACCUGAGGCGUCAGCUACGCCUCCGCGACGAGCAGCUGGCGAAGCAGGUUGAGCAGAUGCUCAACCUUAGCAGAGAGCUCGCGGAGGUGAAAGCUCGCUUGGGAGCCGUCGAGGCCCCAAUCUUUAUGGCCCCAGCUCAUGCGGAGAGGCCCAUCAGAUCGGCCUCCCCGUUCUUGGAACGAGUGGGGGCAAACAAGAGGAGCCGGCCUGACGAGGGGGCGACCCUGUCAGAACCAGUGGCAGGGCCCUGGUGGAUGGAGAUGGAACCACCCGCCCCAAUCAAGAGCGUGCCCAAGAUUAGACGGGUGGAGAAGGUAGACCCUGAGGGAGGGGACAUAAGGGUGUGCAUAGCCGCCCUGAUGCAACAGGUCUCCUCUCUCAGGGAGGAAUUCAUGGGGGCUCUCUCGGCCAAAGGUAGGGAGAACCCGCCCCCAAAGAAGGAGGAGAGGGCUGGAGGGGAUAAGACCGCCCCGAAGCCCAAGCCUAAGGGUGAGCGGCAGGUGAAGGCCACACCCCAGGCGGGAACAAAGGAGUCGCCUCUGGAGGCGAGGAUGCGGGGCAUCCAGGAAGAGACCCGCCUCGCCGCCCAGGGGGAAACAUGGGCAAUGGUGGUGGGCCGCAAGGCGAAGAGGUCCGAAAAACAGGAGGGGCCACCACCAACAACCGGCGGACCAGCGGCGAAGAAGGGGCAACAGGGAACUAAGGCGCCCCCCAAGAAAGCGCCUGCCCCCGCCGCGAAAAAGGCGAAGGCUGCCAGGCCGCCGAAGACAGCGGCCGUCACCCUGACCUUGGCACCAGAUGCCAAGGUCACGUAUGCAGAGGUGAUGGCCACCGCCCGCGAAAAGGUCGAUCUGAAGACCAUCGGUAUAACCGAGAUUCGACCACGGCGGGCGGUAACAGGCGGCCUGGUCCUGGAGAUUCCAGGAGAGGGGCGGACGGAUAAGGCGACCGCGUUGGAGGGUUGCCUCCAGGGGGUGUUUCGGGGCACCGAGGUCCGGGUAUCUCGCCCAGUCAAAAUGGGCGAGGUACGAGUAUCCGGUUUGGAUGACUCGGUGUCCCCUGCGGAUGUUACAGCCGCCCUUGCGGCUGUUGGAGGCUGUACCCCAGCAGAAGUGAAGGUCGGGGAAAUUAGGAUCUCCCCGGCCAGGCUGGGUACAGUCUGGGCGAGGUGCCCCCUGACGGCGCUCGGCAAGAUCGUCGCCUCUGGGAGGAUCCUGGUUGGCUGGUCGUCAGCCAGGGUCGAGGCGCUGCCGGCAAGGCCUUUGCAGUGCUUCCGCUGCCUCGAGAAAGGCCACGUGAGGCAGCGAUGCACCUGCGAGGUGGACAGGUCCGACCGCUGCUACGUUUGCGGCGAGUCGGGCCAUAAGGCCAGCUCGUGCAGCGCCACACCGCGGUGCCCCCUAUGCACAGAUCUGGGGCGACCCGCGGGGCACCGGUUGGGGGCAAAGUCGUGUGCCCCCAAAUCCCAGAGGCAGAAGAAGAAGGGCGCCAAGCAGGGGGAAGUAGCACCCCCCCAACAGGCGCAGCAGCAGCCAGCUGAGGCUGCUGCGCCAAAGAAGAGGAGGGGUGGCAGAUCUGCCACCCCAAGGAGAGGUAAAGCCGCGGAGGCGGCAGCCUCUAAAAAGUAA
Messenger RNA from Osmia lignaria (orchard mason bee), 2322 nucleotides. Lineage: Eukaryota; Metazoa; Arthropoda; Insecta; Hymenoptera; Megachilidae. The record is from RefSeq and is a predicted model, not a curated record.